AUGUUCAGAACUCUUGUCUUCCUCCCUUGUGCUUUUGCGGCCGCUUUGGCCAACCCAUCGCCCUUCUCGGAUUGCUACGAACCAUUCCCAUACGGCAGCUUUCCUACCGGUGUACCUCGCCCAACAGGCUUGCCUUCAGGCUCAUUCCCUGGACCGUUUCCCUUCCCCGGACCGUCUUACGGAGCACCUGCACCUUUCCCGACCUUCAACGUCAGCUCUGUAGUCGUCGGUCCUACUGGAACUGGAGUGUCAUCUGCCUUCAUCCCAUCUUCCUCUGAUGAAGGCAGAAGCGGGUCGCUAUCAUCAAGCGGCACUGCUUUUGUCCCCUCAUCCUCUGACGAGGGAAGAAGCGGUUCUGCCGCCUCCACUCCAUUGGGCUCAACCUCGCUUCCGUUCCCAGACACCCCAGCCUCUCCUGCUGAAUCAGUCACCACCAUCUACUCUGCCACCACUGCAGUCACCACUGUGAUCACUACGGUCUUCCUGCCUGCACCAGGCCCUGAGUCAUCCUCCAACGUGACACCUGUUGCUUCAGCCACGUCCAUUUCUAACGCCAACGUAACCACCAUCUCUUCAUUCGUGACUGGCACGGUCACCUUGAUUACCACUGUGACGCCUCCUGCUUCGUCAUCAGACUCACCGGUAACAGCUGUCAACAGCACUCUGCUGCCUAACACCGCAACCUCAAACUCUGUGGGCACUGGUGGGUUCUCCGCAAGUGGCAACAGAACCUCUUCAGGUGCUCCCUUCACCUUCUCCCCUACGUCCCAUUCAUUCCUGGUACUGGAGUCUAUGGUAGCUCCACGCCUUCGAGCUCUCCCAACUCGCCCAUCACCGCAUCUGUGUCUAACUCGACUUCGGCUGGCACUACUCAUGUUACCAUUCACCUCAACUCCUCGCUCACUCUUACGCUGCUUACCACCCGCACCAUCCCAUUGA
Molecule: messenger RNA, 939 nt
Organism: Aureobasidium vineae
Lineage: Eukaryota; Fungi; Ascomycota; Dothideomycetes; Dothideales; Saccotheciaceae
Source: the annotation of a GenBank genome assembly